UUUAAUAGAAUCGGACGGUGGGCCGUCCAGCUGCACAGGACGUGAAUACCUACGGACUUUCAGAGUUUUUCUGAAUAUUUUUUUUUGGUUUAAUUUCCAACUCUACCCAGACAUGGAGAAAAUUGUCGUAGUAACCGGAGCAAACAGCGGCAUCGGCCUGGCCCUGUGUGACCGGCUGCUGUCCGAGGACGGCCGGCUGCGGCUCUGCCUGGCAUGCAGGAACAUGAAGCGAGCCGAGGCCGCCCGCACCGCCCUGCUGGCGUGUCACGGCGACGCUCGGGUGGACCUGCUGCACCUGGACGUGGGCUCUGCGCGGUCGGUGCUCAGUGCUGCAGAGGAACUCAAGGCCAGGUACCGCCGCAUGGAUUUUUUAUAUCUGAACGCAGGAAUUAUGCCCAAUCCAACGGUGGACAUAAGAGCGUUUUUCAAAGGACUAUUUUCCAGGAAUGUCGUCAACAUGUUUGCGACGGCUGAGGGUCUGCUGACUCAGCAGGACCAGCUCAACUCAGACGGCCUUCAGGAGGUUUUUGCCACGAACCUGUUUGGUCAUUUCCUCCUGAUCAGGGAGCUGGAGCCUCUGCUGUGUCAGCCGGGUCACACCUCCAGGCUGGUGUGGACGUCGUCCAGCAAUGCCCGGCGCUCGGCCUUCAGCAUCCAGGACAUCCAGCACAGGCGAGGGAAGGAGCCCUACAGCUCCUCCAAGUACGCCUCGGACAUGCUCAGCAUGGCGCUCAACAAGCACAAGAACCAGCAGGGGCUGUUCUCCUCUGUGAUCUGUCCAGGCCUGGUGAUGACUAACUUGACCUAUGGGAUCCUGCCCUCCUUCUUCUGGACUCUCAUCAUGCCCAUCAUGUGGUUGAUCCGGAUUUUCACCAACACUUUCACGCUUACGCCGUACAACGGAGCCGAGGCACUGCACUGGUUGUUUCUUCAGAAGCCAGAGUCUCUGGAUCCCAGAGCGAAGUACCAGAGCUUAACGUCCGGACUGGGGACCAACUACACCGAGCCACGCAGGAUGGACCUUGAUGAUGACAUGACUGAGGUUUUCUUCUCUAAGCUCCUUGAGCUUGAGAGAGAAGUGAGAAGAAACCUGAGCAAGAAAACCGCUGACAGUGAACAUUAUCAGCAGUAUCUCACUGAGAUACAGUAGCAGUUUUUAUUUUUAAAAAAAGAAAGUUUUGUCUUGAUUUUUUUUUUUUUUUUACCACAUCAAAUAUGCAAUAUUUUAUAACUUCUGCAAAUUGAACUUCAUUAAAUGUUUUUGCU
Molecule: messenger RNA, 1266 nt
Organism: Xiphophorus maculatus (southern platyfish)
Lineage: Eukaryota; Metazoa; Chordata; Actinopteri; Cyprinodontiformes; Poeciliidae
Product: hydroxysteroid 17-beta dehydrogenase 7
Exons: 9
Coding region: 113-1150 (345 amino acids)
Biological process (GO): cholesterol biosynthetic process
Cellular component (GO): endoplasmic reticulum membrane
Molecular function (GO): 5-alpha-androstane-3-beta,17-beta-diol dehydrogenase (NADP+) activity; 3-beta-hydroxysteroid 3-dehydrogenase (NADP+) activity; estradiol 17-beta-dehydrogenase [NAD(P)+] activity
Source: RefSeq, a predicted model, not a curated record